UUUGGUUGUGCAAUGAAAACUCAGAGAAAAAAACCGAAAGAUUUUCCGGUUACUUUUAAAAUGCUAACUACAGAAGACUUGAAAAUAUCUAUUUAUGAAAAUAUUUAAGAAGGAAUCUGGACUGAAAUAUUAUGAUUGUAUUACGGUGUUUUCAGAAGUUGCUAAUGCUUUCAAAAUAUUUUUACUACAAGGUUUUGUCAUCUUAGUGAGAAAGAAACAUUCUAGUCGAUCUUUGAUCGAGCCUGAAUUGGCUUUUUGCUUCUUUUCUGCAAGGCAUCCAAGUAGAUCCUUGCGGCCGAGACCAAAGAAAAUCCGGACUGUGUAGUUGAAAUCUAGAUCAUAAUCCAAAGACCAGAUUGCUGGAUAAACGGCAGCGCGAUCAGAAUUCCGAAGUGUUGGGACAGAUAAUUUCGCUUGAAGAUUUUCUCCGAGGGAUGGCGGCAGCCAUGACCGGCAGCAGCCUGCGCUCCCACCAGCUCUGGUCCCUCCCCUCAUCGCGAGCCAAACCCACCAUCCGAACCAGCCGCGUCCCUCGCCGUAUCACCCCUAGAAUGUCGUCGUCCGGCGACUCCUCUAUCGACCCCCUCACUGCCCUCACCCGGAUCCUCUUCGGCCGCUCCCUGCCCCCGUCGAUUCUCGUGGGCGCCGUCCGCAGCACAUGGACCUCCGCUUGGCAGGUCAUGAUGAGUCAGAUGGCCCCCUCAGACCGGUCGGGCUCCUACUCGCGGCCGGACAGCCCCUUUCGCCGCCGGCCAGGGGCCACCCAAACCGUCCCCGACGCCACCGGCCGCUUCCACCUCUACGUCGGCCUGCCCUGCCCGUGGGCUCACCGGACCCUCAUCGUCCGCGCCCUUAAGGGACUCGAGCGAGCGGUGCCGGUGUCCAUUGCUUCGCCGAGCGCCGACGGCUCAUGGGAAUUCCGGGAAACUGAUACCCAGCGCGGGGAUUACUCGCCGGGGGCAGAUAAGGCGAACGGUUGCAGGACACUGAGACAGGUAUACAAACUCAGGGCGGGUGGGUAUGAUGGCAGAUCGACGGUGCCGAUGCUCUGGGACUCAGAAAGGAGGAACGUCUUCUGUAACGAGAGCCUAGACAUCGCCGAGUUCUUCAACAGCGGCAUGAACGACGUCGCAGGGAGCCCGUCACUGGAUCUGUCUCCGGCGGAGCUGAGGGAGGAAGUAGACCGCUGGAUUGAAAUCAUUUACCCCAAUGUCAACAAUGGCGUUUACAGAUGCGGAUUUGCACAGAGUCAGGAAGCAUAUGACUCUGCAGCAGAUGGGCUGUUCACUACAUUGGAUAUGUUGGAGAGCCACUUGGCUGAAUCACGCUACUUAUGUGGGGAUCGCGUAACUCUUGCUGAUAUUUUCCUGUUCACGACCUUGAUUCGAUUCGACCUUGUCUACAAUGUCCUCUUCAGGUGCACCAAGAAGAAGCUGGUUCAGUAUCCUAAUCUCCAUGGUUACAUGAGGGACAUUUAUCAGAUUCCCAAAGUUGCAGAAACCUGUGAUUUCAAUGCAAUCAUGGAUGGUUACUACAAGAUACUUUUCCCUUUGAAUCCUGGCGGCAUUCGACCGGCGAUACCAUCUGGGUUUGAGAGGGACUCUCUCUUUAGACCUCAUAAUAGAGAAGUUCUAUCGGGCCGAAAGAGAGGUACCGGGGCUCAGUAGCAUAGGCGGUGGUGGGCCAAUGUGUUUCAUAUUCAAAAUCAGAGUUGUUCACAACAUGUACACGUUCCUUUUAAGAGUUGUUCACAACGCGUUCUUCACAAUCCACGACAUAUUCAAGACUUCAGAAUA
This is a messenger RNA of Nymphaea colorata (pocket water lily), 1796 nucleotides long. RefSeq lists its product as uncharacterized. Gene Ontology annotation, cellular component: cytoplasm. The record is from RefSeq and is a predicted model, not a curated record. Bases 435 to 1667 code for a protein of 410 amino acids. The transcript has 3 exons. NCBI's taxonomy places the organism in Eukaryota, Viridiplantae, Streptophyta, Magnoliopsida, Nymphaeales, Nymphaeaceae. Gene Ontology annotation, molecular function: glutathione transferase activity.